Salvia hispanica is the source of this 1988-nucleotide messenger RNA. NCBI's taxonomy places the organism in Eukaryota, Viridiplantae, Streptophyta, Magnoliopsida, Lamiales, Lamiaceae. The record is from RefSeq and is a predicted model, not a curated record.
AUGGAGGAGGAGAGUUUUUCUCAUAUUUUUCACGAACACCCGCUGAGUCUGAUCUCCGACUUCUCUGAGGAAAGUAGUUACAGCGCCUUUUGUUAUGGUUGUGGAAGAAGCUUCAUAAGUGGAGAUGUACUGUAUGGAUGCAGCCUCGGGUGUGGAUUUGAUUGGUUGUUACACAAAGAAUGCAUGGAAAUGCCGCGAGAGAUUAUGCAUCCUAUCCAUCCUUCUCACCCUCUUACACUCUUCUACAGAAGGCAUAUUUCCAAUUUAAAAGAAUGUGCCGUUUGUAAAGAGAGUGUGCAUAGAUUGGGCUACAUAUGUAGCCAAGGGGGCUGUGAUGGGUUGUGGAUCCACUUGGCAUGCGCGGGGUUGCUUAACUAUAAGCAGCCGCUUAUGCACCACCCAAGCCACCCUCACCAUCAGCUUCGUUUUUCCAAGAAAACAAGGUGGUGCCCGUUCCCCUGCGAUGCAUGUGGUGCCACUGAGAAAGGGGACUCCUACACCUGCACUGUAUGUGACUAUUGCAUACACGAGAGUUGCGCGCUCCUCCCAUUGUCUGCAGACUUCCCUCGUCUUCACCCAGCUCACCCUCUCUCCCUCGCAUUUUUUCUUCCAUCUGAGUACAUCAAAUAUGAAUUUGAUUGUGCUAUAUGCUGCUCAACUUUGCCAUUGAGAUACUGGGUCUAUCAUUGCCGCCUUUGCAAAUAUGUUGUCCAUUUCCACUGUGCCACCUCCAAGUUUGAUGAUGAGAAUGAAGACGCAAUUGCUGAUGAGAAAGAGGCUAUUAGGUUCCCGAUAGCAAUAGAAGACCUGUAUGAGGAGAUAAUCAAACCCUUCGUUAAGCGAGAAAGAGGACAGAUUAUCAUCCCUCAUUAUGAUCAUGACAAUCAGAACAUCGGUGGCAAGUACAGGUUCUUCGGUCACCCUGAUCAUCUACUAACGUUUACUACAUUUUCUUCAGCUUCAUCAUUAUCAUCCUCUCAUGACCACUAUAAAAAAGGUUAUGAUGAUGAUGAUGAAGAAGAAGAUGAUUAUGAUAGUAGUAUUCUAAGAUGGGAAUUAACAUGUGACGGGUGCUCACUGCCUAUAUACGAAAAGAAUCUCAUAGAUGAUGAGUAUGAGAAAGGUUACAUGAGUUGUAAUGAAUGUAAAUACUUUCUCCACUUGUCCUGUUUCAACUUACCACUGCAUAUCCCCUCUCUUCCAAUUCAUUCGCUCAAAAAUCACAGCCUAAGGCUUCGAAAUGCCGACAAGUUUACAAGUUGGAGAAACUGUUCAAUUUGUGAAGCUUAUACGAAUGGGCUCUAUUACGCUUGUACCGGCAAAGACUGUAGGUUCUACAUAGACAUCAAGUGUGCUUCUCUGCCUAAUACCAUCAAACACGCAGCUCACCCACGACAUAAUAAUCUCGAUGUAGUAUUUUCCAACUUCACCUUUAGUUUUUGUGGUUCCUGUCAUCUAUGUAUAAGUACACGUAAGGCACAAUACAGAUGCAAUAGCUGCAGAUUCCGCGUGUGUGGUAGUUGUGUGAUUCUACCGGCAACAAAUAAGCAUAGAUUGGAGAAUCACUUGCUGUCGUUGACAUAUGAUGCCUAUGUAAACCGUCCUGGUGAUUUCUACUGUAGCAGCUGCGAAGACCAAAUAAACCCCAGGGAAUGGAUGUACCAUUGCCGAGACUGUGAUCAAUCCCUUCAUCCCAAAUGCUUUCUUGCAACGUCCGGUCGGUACAGAAACAUCAAAUUUGGGACGCAACCAUUAUGCGGUGUGAAACAAAUGGAUGAUAUGAGCAGCCGACCCUUGAGGUCGAGCGGUGGACAAGUAUUACUAUAUGCCUGGUGACAUUGCACUGUUGUUUUACCUUUUGACGAGAUUACGUGAACAUUCUUGUUGUGUUACACUCUUAUCGCUUCCGCUUUCUUUUGAGACUUGUUAUUUUAGUGUGUUUUGUCGUUCGUACCCACCUAUUUCCACCUUGUAUUAUAAUUUGAUGA